AUGAAGACCUCCAUUGUCGUUGCCGCCGCCUUCGCCGGCCUUGCCGCAGCUCAGGCGGGCGAGAUCCCCAAGUGCGCUCAAUCCUGCGUCUCCGAGCAAAUCUCCGGCGGGAGCUACGCCGGGUGCGGCACCAACGCAAAGUGCAUCUGCGAGAACGACAACUUCCUGUCCACCGUCGCCUGCUGCCUCGUCGGCGUCUGCUCCGAGGCCGACCAGGCCGCCGCCGUCGAGUACGCCCAGCAGAUCUGCUCCGCCCAGGGCGUCCAGGUCCCCACCGCCGUCAGCUGCACCACCGGCGCCACCGCCGCGACCACAGGGGCCGGCACCAGCGCGACCGGCACCGGCGGCGCCCUCACCACCGCCGCCAGCGGCUCCGGCAGCACCACCGCGGCUGCGUCGGGCACCACCGCGGCCUCUGGGUCGGGCACUGCCGCGACGGCCGCCGUGACGAGCAGCUCCUCGUCCGGCUUUGCGCCCCAGCAGACGGGCAUGCGCGGAGCCGAGAUCCUGGGUGGGCUUGUCGCCGCCGUGGCCUUGCUAUAA
This is a messenger RNA of Phaeoacremonium minimum UCRPA7, 543 nucleotides long. RefSeq names its product putative extracellular membrane protein. The transcript has 2 exons. The coding region runs from base 1 to 543 and encodes 180 amino acids. Lineage: Eukaryota; Fungi; Ascomycota; Sordariomycetes; Togniniales; Togniniaceae. The record is from RefSeq and is a predicted model, not a curated record.